Molecule: messenger RNA, 1774 nt
Organism: Stylophora pistillata
Lineage: Eukaryota; Metazoa; Cnidaria; Anthozoa; Scleractinia; Pocilloporidae
Source: RefSeq, a predicted model, not a curated record
AUGGAUAAAUCUGAUAGCAGCCCUUUAUCAAAGCUCGAACAUUUCAGUCAGUUCACUGCCUCAAUGCUAUCUCCAUCGGGGAGCGAUAAAACAGGCGGCCCAGGUCAACCACUACACGGCCGCUUCAGCUCCGAAAUGCUGGCACUAGAGAGAAGCGCUUUGUCUCAGUCUAAGGUAAUCAACUCGAAAUUCCCUGAGCAGGCAACAGAGUCCCGCUUCGGCGCUUUCACAGGCAUCUCUUUCGAUGGACAAGGCUCUCCGUCCGCCGCUCACUCAUCCAGUCCUGCAGACUCGUUUAUUUCAGCAAUGCCAAUCAAACCGGGGCGCUCCCCCAACUGGUCGGACGCAGAAACGCGGUUUCUUAUCACGUUCUGGGCGGAGGAGUACCAGAACAUCAGUCAGCAGAGGAACGCAAAGGCCUGGGACGUGGUGGCGCGGUUGCUGAAUCAGAAACUUGCUCAGUGCGGCUUUGAAACAUUUCGCUCGGGUCAGCAGUGCAAAGGACGAAUGAAAAGUGUCGUUUUCGAUUAUAAAACCACUAAAAAGCGCAUCGACUCUGGCGAGGAUGAUAGAACUUGCGAAUAUUUUCACGAGAUCGACGAGGUGCUGGGGAAGACGUUUGGUAACAACGGCAUAGAUGGUAUCGAGUCCAGUUCAGCGGUAACUCAAGAGGACGAGAGAAAGUCGAGUACAAAUGGAGAAAAUGAAGAAAACAACGAUUGCGAAGACAUUGUAGUGGUUAACAUCCCAACAAGUGGUUCACUAAGCGUGGAAACGACUACUGGAUUAACUGGUGUCAGCGAAGCCAGCCGGUCACUGCCUGAACAAAGAGAGCUGUUAAUGAGGCGUGAACCACCUAAGAAAAAAAGUAAGAGAAAGGCUUCAACAGAAGAGGACGAAGACGCGUCCAUGCUGCGUUUCCUUAAAAACUACAUGGAGGAAAGCGACAAGCGAGAUCGGGAAUUUUUAUUGCAAAUGGCAAGAAUAGACCAUGAAAGGGAGGACAGAAAUUUUGAACGAACAAUGAAAAUGAUGAUGGAAAUAGCAAAAGUGUUUAAAAGUAGUGUUGCUAAUACACCCGAUAACCACAAGGGAACUGGUAUGAGUUCUGUCCCUCACCAUCAUAGUGGGGAUGCACGGUUUGCCUCUGAACAUGGAAUGGGUUCUCCUCGCGCAGGAGAUACUCGAGAGACGCCAUUGAACAGAGAGAGCAGAAAAAGGGUCAACGAUAGCUCGGCUCAAGACGACAACGGUAAACCACUUCAGUUUCUCAGAGAUUAUAUGGAAGAAAGUGAUAGAAAAGAUAGAGAGUUCUUACUGCAGAUGACCAGACUGGAUCACGAAAGGGAAGAGAGAAGCUCGGAACAGACUAUGAGGCUGAUGUUGGAAGUCGCAAAAGUGUUCAGAAGCGGAAAUUGAUAGCACCGUUUAGCACCGUUCCUGGUAUAUUGACUAUUUGUAGCGUCAGAGAGUUAUCGUUCAUUUUUUGAUGUACCAACUUGAGGUGCUCUCUUUCUUUCGUGUUACAAAAACUUUGAUCUUUAAGGGUUAUGUUAGAAGUCAGUUCUGUCUCGUUUGUGCGAGAAGGAAAGCUAGUUGUGACACGUGUUGUGGCAAGUCGUGGAUUUUAAUUUGUUUGCCUUUCACAAUAAAGUUUACAGAAGUGCGCAACGGAAACCGUGAGAUUCUCCAGACCACUCCAUCGAUUUUUUAUGUCUGUUCCGGCUAUCGAACUAAUUUUACUGAUAAAUAAUUAAAGAAUUUAAAUUGUAAU